This is a messenger RNA of Zootermopsis nevadensis, 4943 nucleotides long. RefSeq names its product IQ calmodulin-binding domain containing protein igloo (gene igl). Gene Ontology annotation, molecular function: calmodulin binding. NCBI's taxonomy places the organism in Eukaryota, Metazoa, Arthropoda, Insecta, Blattodea, Termopsidae. The record is from RefSeq and is a predicted model, not a curated record.
UUUUCAUAGACGUAGACAACUUGAAAGCAGAGCUGUUCAAAAAUACGUGUUCGUCUUGGUGUAUAUGAACUGUUCGCUACAACACGGUGCAAGGUACAUUUCCCUGUUUAUACAAACACUACUUGCAUGUUACGUGUUCGUGAAUUUGCAAACGACUGUUGUGUUUAAGUGGUGAAGAACGAGGUUACGAAAUGGGUUGCAACACAAGUAAAGAGGCGGUGCAACCUGUUGAAGACAGCAACACAACAGGAAAAGCAAAAGAUCAGCUACAGAACGAAACGAAAAAGGAUCAAGUUGUCAACAAUGAAGCAACUGUUCCUGAGAUCGAUAUUGACCUGAGCAAUCCAGAAACCGAGAAGGCAGCCACGAAAAUCCAGGCUCUGUUCAGGGGCCACACGACGCGUCAGAAUAUGAAGAGUGGUGACACCAAGGAGGCCGUGCAGGAUCUAGAAGCAGAGUUCAACCCCAACGAUCAAGAAUUGUGUCACGCAGCUACGAAGAUCCAGGCCUCAUUCCGUGGUCACAUGGCAAGGAAGCAGCCGCCCUCAGCGGCAGGAGGAGGCAGUGGCAAGCCUGGAGACGACCUCAGCAAAGAACUGCAAAAGCUAGACGCAAAGGUUGAUGAUGAAUUAGCUGACAUAGACCUCACUGACCCUGAUCUGCACAAAGCUGCCACCAAAAUCCAAGCAUCAUUCCGUGGGCACAAGGUCCGCAAAGAAGGGACGCCUAAAGAUGGCGAACAUGGGGAAGAAAUGGCAGCAGGUCAAUGAGCGGUCUCCACGUCAUGUUGCAGCCCCAACUCGAUGCCUGAACCUGUUGAAGCAUUGUCUUCCAAUGCUAAUGUCAUGAUAUACAUAGGCUAGGCCAUUUGUUACAGUUAUUAGUUCUCUCUUUAUAUAUGUAUAAAAUUUACGAAGAUAAACGCAUUAGAAUUGGCAGUGCCAGAAAAUUAAUGGUCCUCGGACUAUGUUUAUGAAUCAGAUCUAACAUUUAUUAUAUUAUAGUUCAAGUCACUGUUAAAGGUAAAUAUGUUUUUGUUAUUUAUACAUGUGUUUGGCACCAAACACCAAAUUUGACCACUGAUCUGAACAGUAAGUAAACUGCGUAAUUAAUGUCAGAAAGAAAGUACUUAAUGUCUGAAGAUUUCUGUCUUCUGGGUUGUUGCGCUGCGUAGUCUGGUCAAUGUUUCAGAGGUCAUACUGCCUCCAUCUCUCACACUAUCCCCCGCGCUCCCUUUGGUCCACACCCACGCCUGAUUUGACACCUGCUCGGAGCAGGAUACUCCAUUCAUGGUCCGGCCCCUAUAAACCUAGCCCCCACCGACCUGAUUGGCAUAUACAUCACCCUGAAGACGGAGGCAGUAUGACCUCAGAAACGUUUGUAAACAUUGACCAGACUACGCAGCGCAACAACCCAGAAGACAGAAAUCUUCAGACUCACCGCUGUGAAAACUUCAGACCUUACUUAAUGUUUGAUGAAAAUGGAUGUUUAAUAUUGUUAUUAAGAUUUACAGGUUAAAUAAAUAGUACAUGGAUUUGAGAGUCAGCAUUCAGGUACAAACACAAUUACAUCACUUUCUGAACAUUGGCAUGUUUUCAACAUGAAGGAUCAAACUUUUGUAGCAUGAUUUUCUGAAUUAUGAAAAACAGUUAAUUAAUCAAUCAGUGUUUCUCAAAUUAUUUAUGAAAUUCAAAUACCUGCGUUACACAUUGUUUGUUUAAGUGGUUUUCUUUCUAAAGAUAUGUUUGUAGUAAACAGUGCAAGAUUUGGCGUAAGAGUUGCACAGUUUUAUGAGUGGUAAAUUAGAAGAAAUGUAAUAACCAGAAUGCAAAUAUAAAAGAAUAGGAAUGCAAAUUAUGCAAUAAAUUACAAAUAUUGAAUGUUAAAGUGAGAUGGGGUACUAAGAAAUCUGCGGUGAAAGUUCAGAUGAGAAAAAUAAGUGAACCACGUUUGAGAUUAAUUUGAGCAUGAUUCAUAUUCCAUGCCACCAGCAUUUAAUGAGAUCGGCAUCGGAUAGAUCGACAGAAGUGGCAUUGGAAGAUGCAUAUCCUUCUGAUCAGAAUAAUUUUGGCAGGGGAUGCUGCAAUAAUUAAUAUUGUAAUUUUGUUGUCAGUAAUAGAUGAAAGUCAUACUUAAGUAAAUUAAAAUAUACGUUUAUAUUCUGAUAUUAUACGUAUCGCCAUUAACAUGCCCUUUAACUUGGAAGUAAGUGGCAAGACGGAAUUUAAAUUUACCAAGAAUUGCUGAAUGACAUCUGUAUAUAUUGAAUUGUUUACUUUCUUUUUAAUUUACAUUUUAGCUUGUGAAUAAUAGUAGACUAAUAAUAUCUAAGCGAUUCGCUUAGAUAUUGCCAAGAGUUCAUUGGAAAACUUGUGAGGUCACUGGUCCGUUUUGGUUGUGCAGUGCCACAUUCAGUAUCUGAAAUGUGGAUUUAGUCAAGUUUUAAGACAUUUGGUGUUUCCAGACGCAUCAAGGUUCAAACAUCGGGUUUGGACUCCGUCCUCAGUGCCACUGAUAUUGCAUCAUGACAUUCUCAGACUCCUUUCCUCCUGUAGCGUCAUUUAAAAUCAAAAUAAAUUACGGUGGGCAGAGUACUUUUUUCCAGAAACUGCACUUACCACAUUGCAUUAAAAUUAUGAUCCUAUUACCUGUUACAUGCCUGCCAAGUAUAAUAAUGUUUACUGACAUGAAUCCCUUGAAGACCAAUGCUCUAUUGAAGAAUUAUUAAAAUCAGCAACACUCCAAGGAAAUCUGCAUCUUCUUUGGCAAGUAUUGCUCUUUAACACGGGUGAGAAUUAUUUUUAUUCAGGGGUGAGAUGGUACUAGUUUGAAGUGAUAGCAGCCCUGAGCGCAGUGAAAAAUUAGUUCUGUAGUUAUUGGUGUUCUCAGUUUGUUGCAAUAUGCAUCGAAACAAAUUUGAAGUGGGCUCCAGUGUGACAUUUGUAUAAAAUGGUUCCCAAAACUUUAAUUUCUGUCAGAAUUUUAAAUUUCUGUCAAAAUUUGAGGAUGAUAAUUUUGACAUCAAUAUAAUUUGGUCAUGUUAAAAGCCAACAAACAUAUAAUUUGAUUUCCAACAUACUGUUGUAUUAUUUUGAAUUUUAAGCAGUUCUUUGUAAAAGAUUUUCUUUAAUCUUUAAAUAAUCAAAUAACACUUGAUUUUCUCAACAGUGCAAAGAUAUUACUUUUAACUGAAAAUUGUCAUAAUGACGCUUAUGGAGGUUCAGUAAGGGAACGUCUAUAUUCAUUGCAUUACUGAAGGAAGGAAUAAUAAAUAAAUCUAUAAUCCUGUAUCUUGAAAAAAGAUUGCAGAAGACUUCUAUGAACAUAUGUACUAAGUUAUGAAUGGUAAAAUGCCAAAAGUAUAAGAAAGAGAAUUUGCAUUAUUUUAUUAAUAUUGUUUAAGUUUCUGUUGGACUGCUUUCCUCUGCUUUUAGCUCAUAAAUAUCUACAUAACCAGUGUUAUGUUCCUUUGAAUAUCAGCAUUAACUGAGCCAGUACUAUGAAACACAAGAAAUAAUUAUCUUUUAACCUGAAAAUGUCAGCCACAUAUUAAUUUUGUUUACCCCAUUAUCAAAUUACAUAAACUUUAGUUAGUGUUUGGUUGUGCUGUAAUUUUUCUCUAGUAUGAAAACUCUGUCAUAUUGCAGGUAGGAAAGUGUAGCUUAUGUUCAAGAUACUGUGUUAUAUAUGUCAUUACUGUUCAAGAAGAUAUUUGUUUUACUGAUGUGGAGACAACAUAUUACUCACGUGAUUUUAGGUUGUUCUGUUGAAAAAUGGUUACUUGCAAAUGCAAUAAGGCUAAGUAACUAGCAAAACAUACAGACAAAGAACAACAUUUGUUUGACAGAUUGUUUAAUUAUGAAAAUUUCUAGUAAAUACUGCCUACACAUUUAUGACUUUCAGUAAAUGUUUGAUUGUUAACUAGUCUUUUUUUGUUAAAUUUCAAUACUGUAGAACAGUAGAGUAACCCUCACUGCUUUUAUUCCGCCAGUAUGUACACUACCCCAAAAUUUACACGAUAUAUAAAUAAUAAUAUUAACUUAUUUCUUAGAGGAUAUAUUAUUUAAUUGAUAGGUAAUUUUAUUCAUAUGAUGAGAGAAGAAAUUAUAAAAAUUUUCAUCGAUUUGUAUGGAGGAGAGCAAGUAGAUUCUUUGAAAUCUCUUCCAGUUCUUGUUUAAAUUGUUAUAAAAAUAACAUUCCAGCCAAAACCAUAAAGUAAAAAGUUACAACAUUCUAGUCAUUAUUCUUGUAACAUUAAUCUUUAUAGCUCAUAGAACUAUGUAGCAUGUCAGCCAUUUCUUUUCUGUCUAUACAUAUUUACUUAUUCACUCAUUAUACAUGGCACAUCAUCACUUAAUGUUCUAACAGUAGAUAUACGACACCUUGUACCGUUGAUUAGCUUAGGGUCCCGUUCACACGGCUGCAGUUUCAAUGCCUUUGAGAAGAAGAUAUAUGCAGUAUUUCAGCUGUGAAGGUUUUACCAUUAGGAAACAGAAUCAGAUGACUGAAUUGAUUAUUCCUGUGAGUGUCCUGUUUGUUGGGCAGUGUAUCUGUAAUUUGACAACAUUUAACUGUUGGCCUGAAAAGCGUGUUAAAUUCAUGAUUCUUUUGUCAUGACGUGCCUGAUGAGUGUUUUUCUCAUAUCAGCUAUACAGCGUAUAGCAAUAAAUGGCCUUUCUAUUUGAAGAUAGUGUGUGAAUUGAAAGUAAUGUUAGAGUUUCUGUGUUUGAAGCCACGUGUGAUCGGGGCCCCCAUUUCAUCCUGAGUACAUACAGAAUAAUAUUGGAAUUGUUUGUGUAUCAAAUACACUUUCUGGUGGGAAUUUAUACCUGUCUUAUUAUUUCACAUGUAAAGCAAGGUUUUAAUAAUUUUCUGAUUUGUGUUCACCUGUGUACAACAUAUUUUACUGUGUUUGUUAAAUAAAGAAAAAUGAAUUUUGGUCA